UGACCCAGACAGUAGGCGGGAAGAGCCCCGCCCUUAGACGUGACGCGAUCAUGACGUCGGGAGGCCCGGCUGCCAGCGGCAGGUACUGCACGGGACGCCAUGUUGUGAGAGGAAGUGAAGAGCAGAGUGUGCGGCUAGCGUGUGGGGAGAGGAGCUGCGCUGGAGCGGCACGCAUUCGCCAGCUAUUGGACGACAGACAGCAGCAGCGGCUCCACCAGCAGAGCGGCCGGGCAGACGAGGGAGUUCGCUCUUUUCGCUGCUCCUCCGGGACCUGUGCGGGAAUCCGCUCGCUCGGCGGGGAAGAUGCCGCUGGCGCAACUGGCGGACCCGUGGCAGAAACUGCCGGUGAAGAAAGUGGAGAGCGAGAAUGGACAGCAGUUUGUGGAAGAAUCCAUGUGUGAAGACGAUAGUGAGACAAACGAUGAAGCACAUAUAAAUGAGAUUGCAAUCACGCACCAUGUAAAGGAGGGACAUGAGAAGGCUGACCCAUCACAGUUUGAGCUGCUCAAGGUACUCGGACAGGGCUCAUUUGGAAAGGUCUUUCUGGUGCGAAAAAUCUCAGAAGCCGAUGCUGGCCAACUAUAUGCAAUGAAAGUAUUAAAGAAAGCCACACUUAAAGUUCGAGAUCGUGUUAGAACAAAGAUGGAGCGUGAUAUUUUGGUGGAAGUUAAUCAUCCGUUUAUUGUCAAAUUGCACUAUGCUUUCCAAACAGAAGGCAAAUUAUACCUUAUUCUGGAUUUUCUCAGGGGUGGAGAUUUGUUUACACGUUUAUCCAAAGAGGUAAUGUUCACUGAAGAGGAUGUGAAAUACUACCUGGCAGAAUUGGCACUUGCAUUAGAUCAUCUUCAUACACUUGGUAUUAUAUAUCGAGACCUUAAGCCAGAAAAUAUAUUGCUUGAUGAAGAAGGACACAUAAAGUUAACAGACUUUGGGCUCAGCAAGGAGUCUAUUGAUCAUGAGAAAAAAGCAUAUUCCUUCUGCGGCACAGUGGAGUACAUGGCUCCAGAGGUUGUCAACAGAAGGGGCCACACACAGAGUGCUGACUGGUGGUCUUUUGGGGUUCUCAUGUUUGAAAUGCUUACUGGUACCUUACCCUUUCAAGGAAAGGACCGAAAGGAAACCAUGACAAUGAUUUUGAAAGCAAAACUUGGCAUGCCACAGUUUCUUACUUCAGAGGCCCAGUCCCUACUGCGUAUGCUGUUCAAGAGAAACCCAACCAACAGAUUAGGAGCUGGCCCUGAUGGUGUUGAAGAAAUUAAGAGGCAUCCUUUCUUUGCAACAAUUGACUGGAAUAAAUUGUACCGAAGAGAAAUUCAGCCUCCAUUUAAACCAGCAACAGGUGGUCCUGAAGACACAUUUUAUUUUGACCCCGAGUUCACGGCAAAAACACCCAAAGACUCUCCUGGCAUCCCAGCUAGUGCCAAUGCACAUCAGCUCUUCCGUGGAUUUAGCUUUGUGGCAAUUUCCUCAGAGGAAGAAAACCAGGCCAUACAGACUGUUGGUGUUCAUGGCAUUGUUCCGCUUCACAGAAACAGCAUCCAGUUCACUGACGGUUAUGACCUAAAAGAAGACAUCGGGGUGGGAUCAUACUCUAUUUGUAAAAGGUGUAUCCACAAGGCUACAAAUAUGGAAUAUGCAGUAAAGAUCAUUGAUAAGGGCAAAAGAGAUCCAACUGAGGAAAUUGAAAUCCUUCUGCGCUACGGACAGCAUCCUAAUAUCAUCACGUUAAAAGAUGUGUAUGACGACGGGAAGUAUGUGUAUCUAGUAACCGAACUUAUGAAAGGAGGGGAACUUUUAGACAAAAUACUACGACAGAAGUUUUUCUCGGAGCGGGAAGCGAGCGCUGUAUUGCACACGAUAACCAAAACUGCGGAAUACCUCCAUUCACAAUGGGUUGUACACAGGGACUUGAAACCCAGCAAUAUUCUUUAUGUGGAUGAGUCUGGAAAUCCCGAGUCUAUUCGGAUCUGCGACUUUGGCUUUGCUAAACAACUCAGGGCAGAAAAUGGAUUGCUUAUGACUCCGUGUUACACUGCAAAUUUCGUUGCUCCAGAGGUAUUAAAGCGUCAAGGUUAUGAUGCUGCAUGCGAUAUCUGGAGCUUGGGUGUUCUCCUCUAUACCAUGCUAACCGGAUAUACACCUUUUGCAAAUGGACCAGAUGAUACUCCGGAAGAAAUACUGGCACGGAUAGGCAGUGGAAAGUUUUCUCUAAGUGGUGGUUACUGGAAUUCAGUCUCCGAUAUAGCCAAGGACUUGGUAUCCAAGAUGCUUCAUGUGGAUCCACAUCAGAGAUUAACAGCUGCCCAGGUGCUAAAGCACCCUUGGAUUGUACACUGUGACCAGUUGCCUCAGUUCCAGCUCAACCGACAGGAUGCACCUCAUCUAGUAAAGGGAGCCAUGGCAGCUACAUACUCUGCUUUGAACCUCAAUCCCAUGUCUCCAGUGCUGGAACCUGUUGGUCGUUCGACUCUCGCUCAAAGAAGAGGCGUAAAGAAGAUUACCUCGACUGCCCUCUGAACAUAAACUCAACUGACUCCAGAGUGCUAGAGCUGAAGAUCUACAGCACAAAACGGAGCCAACAGAGAAGAUAGCACAUAUCAAAAAAAAAAGACACUCCUGCAAGCACAUGCUCACUGCCCAGCCGGGCUCUACAUCAAUGCUGCUGCUUUAUGUCUGUUCUCUUACAUUGUUGAUGUCAACCCUUCUACCUUACUGACUCUGUUGACCAGGCUGUAAAAUUACAAAUGUAAAACUGGUCCUCCAACAGUGGAGCAAUAAGACUGUCAUAGUCCCCCCUUUCCUCUCCUCAAUAGCAUGAACAAUAUACUGAAACCAUGUCGGCAAUUAUUUUUAUAGGGAGCCUUUAUCCCCUCAACUCAGUGGCUUGUAAAUUCAGUCUUGGAGCACUUAAAUAAUUUCAGCGCUGAGUUCCUUAAGUCUGUUUUUGUGCCAUGAAAACCACUGAGGUCUUUCCAUGGCACUCAACUGCCAGUCUCCUUGGCAUUUUCAUUUAGAGUUGCUGCCUAUGUCCCUUUUUGUACUCCGAUUCCUUUUUUCUCCCUCUUUAUUUUGUACUUUAAUGCAGUUGUUCACAUGCCUUGUCUUUGCUGUCAAGUGAGUUCAGUGUGUUCUGGUAAAGUGACUUUACUAGAAUAGUGCCACCAUUUAUUUCAGCUUGAAUGUAAGGUGGUUCAGCUUUGUUGUAUAAGUGUAAGCCUGUGAAGCCAUAAGACUGAUUGGUGAUGGAACUGAUAUAAAACUCCAUGAGAAAACUUGUUUCAUGUUGUAGUAACUGACACGGUCGCCAU
Messenger RNA from Nanorana parkeri, 3308 nucleotides. It is a transcript of the gene RPS6KA3, whose product is annotated as ribosomal protein S6 kinase A3. The record is from RefSeq and is a predicted model, not a curated record. The transcript is spliced from 22 exons. Lineage: Eukaryota; Metazoa; Chordata; Amphibia; Anura; Dicroglossidae. The coding region runs from base 304 to 2517 and encodes 737 amino acids. Gene Ontology annotation, biological process: protein phosphorylation; intracellular signal transduction. Gene Ontology annotation, molecular function: ribosomal protein S6 kinase activity; ATP binding; magnesium ion binding.